Populus nigra (black poplar) is the source of this 1449-nucleotide messenger RNA. Its product is annotated as malonyl-CoA:anthocyanidin 5-O-glucoside-6''-O-malonyltransferase-like. Bases 1 to 1449 code for a protein of 482 amino acids. The transcript has a single exon. Lineage: Eukaryota; Viridiplantae; Streptophyta; Magnoliopsida; Malpighiales; Salicaceae. The record is from RefSeq and is a predicted model, not a curated record.
AUGGCUUCAACUCAUCCAGUACAGGUAAAGAUACUUGAGGUGUGUCAAGUCACCCCGUCCUUGAACUCACUUGACCCACCCACCGAGUUAUCUUUUCCGCUCUCCUUUUUUGAUAUCCUGUUCUUGAAAGUCACUCCAGCUGAACGCUUGUUCUUCUACAAACUCACCGAGGCAACACCGGAUUAUUUUAACUCAGUGAUCCUUCCAAAACUCAAACUCUCUCUUUCUCAUACUCUCCUCCGCUUCCUCCCUGUUGCAGGCAACCUCAUCUGGCCUGCACAAAGCACCAAACCCGUCAUCCUUUACACUCCUAAUGAUGGUGUCUCACUCACAAUUGCACAGUCCAAUGCUGACUUUGAUCAUCUUUCGGGAACUGAUGUCUGUGAAAUAACUGGGUCACAUCCUUACGUACCCCAAUUACCUAUAAUAACUGACUCAAGAACAUCAGUUUUAGCUCUGCAAAUAACAUUAUUUCCUAAUCAAGGCGUUUCCAUUGGUGCCACUGUACACCAUGGAGUUCUUGACGCUAAAAACGUAGCCAUGUUUAUUAGAGCAUGGGCUCAUGUACACAAACAAUUUAGCGAAAACGAAAAUGCCAAUCAGAUCACUUUGCCACCCGAACUAACCCCUUUUCUUGCUCGAACAAUUAUCGAAGAUCCAGAUGGGAUUGACAUGUUGUACUUGAACAGCUGGUUGGGACUCAACCUGCCAGGUUUGGACACCAAUCAUAGAAGCUUGAAGCCUUUCAAGCAAGCUAUAACAGAUCCUUACAGCAAAGUUCGGGCCUUGGUCAGGUUGUCUCGCGAAGACAUAAAGAAUCUGAGGGAAAGGGUUCUCUGUCAGAUUGAGAAACUCCACCUAGAUACGGAAACAAGACCAAUGCAUUUAUCCAGUUUCGUGCUAGCUUAUGCAUACGUAUUCGUUUGUGUAUUCAAGGCAAAAGGGCUAGAACGCGAUGACAAGGUUGUUCUUGGACUCACAGCAGAUUGUAGAGCCCGUUUAGGCAUACCUGAGAACUAUUUUGGGUGUUGUGUGAUGCCCUUUUUUGUACACAUACGUCCAGAAACUGUUGUUCAAGAAAAUGGUUUCCUUAAUGUUAUAGAAAGACUGAGUGAGAUUAUCGCCAGGAUAAAUAAAGGAGUUCUUGAUGGAGCCAAAGAAAAGUUUGCAGAAUUUAUGACUAUCAGGCCUGGCACGCUAAUGGUUACGGUUUCUGGGUCGCCUCAAUUCCAGGUUUAUAAAGCUGAUUUUGGCUGGGGUGUGCCUAGGAAGGUGGAGACUCCUUCCAUUGACAAGACAGGAUCAAUAUCCAUGCAGGAGAAUGCAGAUGGAAGGGGAGGAAUUGAGAUUGGCUUAGUUUUAUUAAAGCAUGAAAUGGAGAUUUUCAAUUCUCUAUUUGUCGAUGGUCUUGUCUUAAACCAAGGCCAGAUUGUUAGUGGAGAACACUAG